Messenger RNA from Xyrauchen texanus (razorback sucker), 2425 nucleotides. Its product is annotated as RNA-binding protein EWS-like. Gene Ontology annotation, cellular component: nucleus. Gene Ontology annotation, molecular function: transcription coregulator activity; RNA binding. Lineage: Eukaryota; Metazoa; Chordata; Actinopteri; Cypriniformes; Catostomidae. Bases 41 to 1720 code for a protein of 559 amino acids. The record is from RefSeq and is a predicted model, not a curated record. Gene Ontology annotation, biological process: regulation of DNA-templated transcription. The transcript has 16 exons.
UCACGUAUGCUCACACCUCCAGCUGGUCUGCAACGGAAAGAUGGCGUCAGUCACGAAUUAUAGUAGCUACAGCCAGGCUGGUGCACAGCAGUCGUACGGAGCAUACACUGCACAACCUUCUCAGGGCUAUGGACAAACUGCCCAGCAGGGAUAUACUCCGCAGGAUUAUGCCUCAUAUGCUCAGCCUGCUGCAGCAACGGAGUCAACCUACAGUCAAGCAGCUCCUUCUGCUGGAGGAUAUGCGCAACAGCAAUACUCAUCCUCCUAUGGACAAGCUGCAGCAACUGCAGUGGCAGCAACACCACCAGCUGCUUAUGGAACACAGCAGGCAGGAGCUUAUAGUCAGCCUGCACAGACUUACGGAGCAAGUAGCUACACUAACUCCACUGCAACCCCUGCUGCCCAGGCCUCCUAUGGCUCUCAGCCUGGAUAUGCUGCCCAACCAGCCUAUACUGGCUACAACCAGCAGGCUGCUGCCUCCGCUCCUCAGAGCUAUAGUGCAAGCAGCCAGCCCACCUAUAACCAGGGAACCUACUCCCAGCCUGGGGCUUACUCUCAGCCUCAGAGUGGGUACCAGGCUCAGCAGCCAGGCUAUGGACAGCAGCAGCAGGGCAGCUAUGGGCAGGGACAGCCCCCUCAGCAGGGCCAACCUGCUUCUUACCCUCAGGGCAACAGCGCAUACGGACAGCCUCAAUACAGCCAGAGUGCACCACAGAAUGAUUACCAGUCAAGUCACUAUAAUAGCUACAAUCAGGGUGGAGGAUACCAAGGGUCACAACGGGGUGGCAGAGAUGGUUAUGAGCGUGGAGGCCCUCGGGGGCGUGGGGGGAUGGGCCGUGGAGGAAUGGGCAUCGCUGGAGACAGAGGGGGCUUCAAUAAGCCUGGUGGAUCCAUGAGGGGUGAAAUGGGAGAGCAGGAUGACUCUGAGAACAGCACCAUCUACAUCACAGGCCUCACAGAGAGUGCCAAUCUAGCAGAGAUGGCUGAAUUCUUUAAGCACUCUGGAACCAUACGGAUAAACCGGCGUUUAAACCAACCAGCCAUAAACAUCUACACAGAUAAAGACUCUGGCAAGCCAAAGGGAGAUGCCACUCUGUCCUAUGAGGAACCUGCAUGUGCCAAAGCUGCUGUUGAAUACUUUGAUGGUAAGGAGUUCCAGGGCAGGAGGUUGAAGGUGUCAAUGGCUCGCCGGAAGCCCAUGAUGGGGGGCAUGAGAGGAAUGCCAAUGAGAGGUGGAAUGGACCGCGGAGGUAUGGGAAGAGGUGGAGAUAGAGGUGGUUUCCCACCUCGUGGUGGUCCUCGAGGUGGAAUGGGCUGGGGCGGGCCUCAAGGAGGUAACGCACAGGCGAGAGCUGGAGACUGGGAAUGCCCUAAACCUGGAUGUGGAAAUCAGAACUUUGCCUGGAGAAUGGAGUGUAACCAAUGUAAAGCUCCAAAACCCGAAGGCCUUGGAGCUCCUCCCUUCCCUCCUGCAGGUGAUCGUGGCAGAGGUGGUAUGGGAAUGAGAGGUGGUAGAGGAAUGGAUCGUGGGGGCAUGCGUGGAGGCUGGGGAGGAGAUCGUGGAGGCUUCAGAGGUGGCCGUGGUGGAAUGGACAGGGGGGGUUUCAGAGGUGGUAGCAGGGGUGGUCCUCCCAUGGACAGAGGGGGCAGGAGAGGCAUGGGACCUCCAGGCAAGGAUAUGAGGGAUCAUCGUCAGGAGCGCAGAGACAGACCCUACUGAGUUAUUGCAUCAAGCAAAGAGGAAAUGCAUAAAAUAGAGGAAUGCUUUUAAAGUCCUUUUAUUUAUGAUUCCAUAUUUAUAAAUGGAUUUCUUUUUGCUUGUUUUUUAUUUUACAGUACCACAUUAUGGUUUUAGUUAACUUGUUUUUUUUUUUUUUAUUUUAUUUUUUUGUGUAUGCUAUUUUGGCACUUUUUUUUUUUUUUAAAGCUCCGUUCCCCGUUGUCACCAUUUUUGGGGGGUCUGUCUAACCUGUGUCUGUUACCAUGUACUUUGAACCAUUUUUAAAAAAAAAAAUAAACUUUUUUUCCCACCAGUUUUGCUGCUUGUGAGAUGGUUUUCACUUUUACUGGAGUUGCCAGCAAGUCAUUGCUUCUGUUCUGUUCAAAAUGUGACAUUUACAGUCGUGCGUGCCGAGGUGUUACCGAAGUUACUGUUAAAGUUGAUAUCUUUGAUGCCCAUCUCUCAGAGAUAUUGUGCAAGUAUACUUUUAUUUUUUUAUUACAUGAUUUGCAACAAACUACGAAGACGGCGCGGCCACGACAAAUACAUGGAGAGAGAUUGGAGUUUAUUAAAAUGAAAGGGGCCUAUGGAGUUUCCUUUGUGUCUUUAUUAUUCAAUCAAACAUACUGUGUUUGAGAGUAAAAUUAAUUAUUUUGUAAUUAAAAAAAAUAAGAGUGCAAAAAAGUUCUAAAUGCUCAAAAAUAA